AUACGGAGUAACUUUUUAGCUAAUUUCUUCGCCGGAGCCUAAGAAAUCUUAGGAACUGGCCCUGACAGAAGCGGCGGCUGGAGAGGAUAUUCCUCUGAAGCUCAGACUGCUUGGGACGCCUUGGAGGGUGGGGGCGGUGGAAGAUCGAGGAUGGAUGGUUGUUAGCUGGCUUGUUCAGGGUAAUUUUCAGCAAAUGUGAGAGACCCUUGGGUGGGUGGAUCGGCAUUUCACAGAUGGCUAGAUUGAAGUCAUUCUUGAUGUUGAUUACACUCAUUCUGAGCUAUACAUGCACAAUAGCAGAUGACGAAGAGUUUUCAGAAGCACUUCUGUUGAGGCCUCUGCCUGAUCGCAAAGUGCUUGCCCAUUUUCACUUUGAAAGCAAAGCUCCCCCAACUCAUACACAUGGCCGCCAUCACAAUCUCUUCCCUAAAUCAAUCUAUCAGCUCGUGCACAAAUUUCACAUACGAGAAAUGGAGUUGUCUUUCACACAAGGCCGGUGGAAUUAUGAACAAUGGGGUGGAUAUGAUCCAAUUGUGAGCAAGACUGCAAAGCCCCCUGGGGUUGAACUUUGGGCUGUUUUUGAUGUUCCCAACAAUCAAGUUGAAACUUCCUGGAAGAAUUUAACACAUGCUCUUUCGGGACUCUUUUGUGCUUCCAUCAACUUUUUAGAGUCUUCGACUGCCUAUGCUUCUCCAGAGUGGAGUUUCCCAUCAGUUUCUGGAAACUUGAGAUAUGGUACACUGCCCCGCGAGUCUGUUUGCACUGAGAACCUUACUCCUUGGUUGAAGUUGCUUCCUUGUCGAGACAAAGCUGGAAUUGCUGCAUUAAUGGACAGACCAUCUGUAUACAGAGGAUUUUAUCACUCCCAAAAAUUGCACUUGAUUUCAAAUGAGUUUGUUCUAGCCGAAUCAAGAUCUGGAGUAGUGCUUGAACAAACACUCACAACUGUACUUCAACCAAAUAUGUUCAGAGUUGGCUCGAAUGUUUUUGAUGGGUCAAUAGUACAACCUAGUUGGUCUCUUAGCUCCUUGUUUGGAAGGAAAGUUUAUGAAAAAUGCUCUCUUUCCCGUUCUAGUAAUGUUUACGUCCAUCUUGAGCAGAAUUUAGUAUCCAAGUUGAAGACUCUACUGAAUAAAGACGAUAAAUUUGACUCCGUAUCUGAUGUUUCAUGGAAAAACCCGACCUUUGAAAUAUCUUUGCCUCCGGUCAGGGUAAUAAAAGAAGGAUAUAGCUCUUCUGAAGAGGAGAGAUCUAUUCUCUGUGAAUUUUCAAUUGAAAACUACACUCAGUCCAAACCAUUUGAUUUGGGCUUUAGGUGGAAGCAACCAGUAAGGUGGUCAAGUCAGUUAGCACCAUUGCAUGCAAGCAGGUUCCUAAUGGGAAGUGGGAACGAAAGGGGUGCCAUAGCCAUCUCUUUCAAGUCCACGGGGAUUAUUGGCGAGGAACAGUUUGCAACUGGUGGUGAAGGAAAUUGCUUUUUGAGGGUCAAUGUCUUUCAAGUUGUGCCUUGGUAUGUCAAGGUCUAUUAUCAUACACUUAAGAUUUUCCUGGAUGGACGUGCCAAAUCUGUAACAGAUAUCAUUGAAAAGGUGAGAGUUUCACCUUCUGAAGACAAGGUUUCUCCUGGACUAAUGGAGCUUACUUUGAGAUUACCAUGUGAUGUGAAGUCAGCUGCAUUUACUCUGGACUUUGACAAGGGGUUUCUUCACAUUGAUGAAUAUCCUCCUGAUGCUAAUCAAGGGUUUGACAUCCCAUCAGCUGUAAUUAGUUUCCCUGAGUUCAAAACAAGCUUGCAUCUAGUUGAGGAUAACUCCACCAUGAAACUGCCUAUUGUAUCUAAACUACAGGAUGAAAGCCCUGUUGUUUCUUACACAGAAGUCUUACUUGUUCCUUUGACAACACCUGAUUUUAGCAUGCCAUACAAUGUUAUCACAAUUACGUGCACAGUUUUUGCGCUUUACUUUGGAUCACUGCUUAAUGCACUACUAAGGCGUGCUGGUGAAGAAGAGCGUCUGUUGAAAAGUGAAGCUUCAAAAAGGACAGGUCAUCUAACCAUGCUAGUAUCCAAAUUAUUUUCUAAAUUGAGAGGAAGACCAUGUGAACCUCACACACUAGCAUCAUCGCUGCCAUCUUCUUCAUCUUUAUUGAAUUCAAAGCUGAUAAUGAAGGUCAUAGUAGUAGCUUGCAUUGCUGCUGGUUGGCAGUACUUCUCUGAAUGACAUCAUAUCUCUACAAUGAGAGUAGAAUAUACUUGUUUUGAGUGUGACUUUCAUAUAUGUACCACUUAGUUUCAGUUAUUACCUCCAGAUAUUGACUCCCAGGCUCUACGUUGAGUUUUAAUAUAUUUCUGAUCAACUCAGUUUGCGUAUCUGUUUCCUGUUAGUUUCCCAUCUGCUUAGUCUAUAAUUGUCCUGCUUUCAAUUACAAAAAAAGUGGAUAAUCAGACAGUGGUUUCCAUUUUUGUUUAGGCCUUGCCAGGUUUCUCCCGAGGUUCAUGAAAUAAUGUCUGAAAAGUUUGGACAUUUUUCUUUUUAUUCAAUUUGAUCUAUGGAGUAAUAUCUGGUACACAAUUUCGUUCGGGUAUGGCUGACCUCAGGAAUGACUUCUUUCCAUGUUGGCAGCGAAUAACUUUGUGAACUCAAGUCAAUCAGAUUCUUCGAGACCUGAGCUAAGAAGGUUGGAUCAAUGCAUAGUUUUAUGAAGUGAUUGUGCCUUGAAAAACAUUCAAUUGCCACAGGUGAAAGUUUCUAAACCCACCUGCCCUAGUGAGUUCUCUCCCCACCUAUCUAAAGUCUACUUAGUCAAUUUUUACCUGCCUUUUACACGCCCACUUACCUACCAAAAUUCACUUAUCCAUUUUUUGUACUUUUAUGUGCAAAUCAAAUGUCAUUAAGCAUACUCCGAGAAAUAUUUUUCACGAUAGAUGAUAACAAAAUUAUAAAAAGGUUAGUAAGAU
This is a messenger RNA of Cuscuta campestris, 2956 nucleotides long. The record is from the annotation of a GenBank genome assembly. NCBI's taxonomy places the organism in Eukaryota, Viridiplantae, Streptophyta, Magnoliopsida, Solanales, Convolvulaceae.